AUGAUCUCCAAUACUGAAGCCAUCCGCUCGUUCCUCGCCUCAGCCUCGGCCAAUCCUCACCUCUCUCAAGACCUUCAGCAAACAGCUGCAGAGCUCUCGUCCCAAUCCUCCGUACCAUACAAAUCCCUCCGUUCCCUCUGGUCCAAUUCCAACCUAUCAACGCGACCCGACAUCGUCGCCCUCCUCUCCGGAUCCCACUUCAUCUUCUCCAGCCCCAAACCCAGAGAGAAGAGUGAGGAAUUGAAGGCGCGGCUAAGGAAGCUAGCGGAGGUUGCGGAGAGGAAUGCGUAUGAGGAGUUGGUGAAGGACAUUACUCCCAAAAAGAGUGCGGACGAGCCUUUCUCUGCUUACAAGGAUCAGCUAGGUUUUGAAACAGUUCUUCCCAGGAAGUCCAUUUGGAAGACAAAGGCUCUGAAGAUAGCAGUGGCUAUUCAUGGAACUGCUGCAGUGAAUGAUGUUAUAUCACAUAUAGGAUUUUGUAUGUAG
Messenger RNA from Ilex paraguariensis (yerba mate), 486 nucleotides. The record is from the annotation of a GenBank genome assembly. Lineage: Eukaryota; Viridiplantae; Streptophyta; Magnoliopsida; Aquifoliales; Aquifoliaceae.